Messenger RNA from Mesocestoides corti, 351 nucleotides. NCBI's taxonomy places the organism in Eukaryota, Metazoa, Platyhelminthes, Cestoda, Cyclophyllidea, Mesocestoididae. The record is from the annotation of a GenBank genome assembly.
AUGGUUGAAAGAUGCGCGAAAUGUGGUCAAGAGAUUACCGGACAGGUGGUGAUUGCCUUGGGCCAAAAGUGGCACCAGAGGUGCUUCGUGUGUCAAGGCUGUCACACAACACUUCAGGGAAAGCAGUUCGUCAACAAAGACGGUGAAGUCUACUGCAUUGAUUGUCGGAAGCAGAAAUUCGACCCCAGGUGUCAUAAAUGUCACCUGAAGAUUGACCCUACCGUGAGGUAUCCUAUCGACGGCGACAGGAGCUUCCACAGAGAGUGCUUUGUCUGCUCCAAGUGUGGCACCUCACUAGACGGCAGACGAUUCUGCAUGAAGGACGACCAAUACGUCUGCACCAAUCACUAA